Molecule: messenger RNA, 1054 nt
Organism: Leptinotarsa decemlineata (Colorado potato beetle)
Lineage: Eukaryota; Metazoa; Arthropoda; Insecta; Coleoptera; Chrysomelidae
Biological process (GO): regulation of DNA-templated transcription
Cellular component (GO): nucleus
Source: RefSeq, a predicted model, not a curated record
GCACAGUUUUCUCUACGUCGUAAGUGUUAGAAUGGACGUGCACGCUAGAAAAUUCGAACUGAAAAGUGAAAUACAGUGCGACGAGCAUACCCAAAUUCCCUCCAAGGCGGUGAAGAGGCCCUUCGACGUGGCCUUCCUGAUGCUGCCGGACGAUAAACUCAAGCAGAAACAGAAGCUGGCCAGGUCCUACGACAAGGAGCUCGAGGUAUGUUACAACAACAACGAUGAAGACGAAGAAGUCGAGGUAGAAGAUAACCCUCGUGAGUACAAGCUUCCACAUCAAAAGUUUUUUACACAAAAACAACAAAUCUUCGACGAUCCAGGCCUCGUGAAGCCCAAGCACCUAGACGAGCUGAGGCACAAAUCUCUGUCACCAGCUAGCGACCAGAAAAGUGCCUUCACCAAAGUAAAUCUGUCAAAGGAAUCAAGAUUGUCCCCAAGCUUGAGCGUGAGCCCUGAUCUGAGCUACCAAAACUCCCUGAGCCCAUCACCUCCAAUCAGUAGAAAUUAUCAGAAUUUUCCAGCCAGUCUACUCUCACCCAGCCAGAUGUUCAAGAACCAGCAGUUGGCAUAUCAGAACCAGUUCCUGCAAGAAAACUUCUCCGGUAACGACAACUUCUUUAAGGCUCAGCCCGAGUUGAUUCAACCUAGUUUCGCCAAAAUGCGCCCCAUGUACAGGCCCGAUCUGGGUUACAACUACCAACAGUUAUCCAACCCGGAGAUGCUGAAAAUGGCUCCUCCGGACUUGAGAAAUCCGGCAGCUGCAAUCCUAACCUCUCUCUUGCCGCCUUCCUUGGCAGCUUUGUCUCUGCCGGCUCAGAACAUGUGUGCCAAAUGCAAUAUUUCGUUCAGGAUGACGUCCGAUCUCGUUUAUCACAUGAGAUCCCACCAUAAGAAUGAAACAAGCGAAAUGACGAAGAGGAGAAGGGAAGAUAAGUUGAAAUGUCCCGUUUGUGCAGAAUCGUUCAGAGAGAGGCAUCAUUUGACAAGACAUAUGACGGCGCAUCAGGACAAGGAUGAUGACGAAAAGGUAGUGAAAAAAAGUGGAUUCUAA